Molecule: messenger RNA, 1013 nt
Organism: Mytilinidion resinicola
Lineage: Eukaryota; Fungi; Ascomycota; Dothideomycetes; Mytilinidiales; Mytilinidiaceae
Exons: 2
Coding region: 261-818 (185 amino acids)
Source: RefSeq, a predicted model, not a curated record
CAAGUGAGGAGCUGCCACCCGGGAGGAAAGCGGCGAACGGAGCCGGCUGCAACUAUUUAAGCUGCCAUCUUCCCUCUUCCUCCAUCCAUCCAUCAACAAUCCCCCAACUUCCAUCAAUCAUCCAUCAGUCACCCAUCAUCCAUCGUCCAUCGUCCAUCGUCCAUCGGUCCAUUCAUCGAUUCAUCGUCCAUCGAUCGUCUAUUGCAUCUCGUUACUCCAUCUACUCCAUCUCGUUUCCCCAUCGCCAUCCUAGCCCCACCAUGAAGACCACCUACAUCCUCCUCGCCUUGACCUCUGCCGCAAUCACCAUGGCCGCCAAAAAAGGGGAUGAUCUAAACGUCAAAGCCAUCAGGGCUUGGGUUGCUCUCAGGGAAGUCGCAGAUGCCCCUGGUGGCGACGAACUCCGGACUCUACGGCAGGCGGCGGAAGUGAAGGACAGAUUGUUCCAUGCGCAUCAGAAGAUCUCUUCCAUUUUCACCUAUCACGAGUCCCUCAACUAUCACAAAAGCAUAGUGGAAUCCGCGCUUGAGGCCAUCGCGGAUUUCGCGUGUGAUGCCGGGAUGAACGGUGACGAGGCCAUCAAGAACGAGUUCAAGACAGUCAAGCGAAUCAGUUCUUUGGGAGGCCUCCCGGCAUCCAUUUUUUCUCUUGUACAUUGUGAGCCUAAAGGGGAUGGGCCCCCCUGCCUGGAAGGAGCCGACCUAACCUAUUAUUGCGCCCAUCAGGAGGCUGGCAAACAAUGCUGUCGAUACCCCUGUGACAAGAUCUUCCACUCGUUCACACCGCUGGACCUGCCCGUGGAGCACGAUGAAAUCUGAGCUGUCAUUUCAAACCACCGGCCUCCACACAUCGUCAGAGGGAUAGAAGGAGUUGAGCUAAAUUGAGUUGGCAUGCUUUUGUAGCCGGAAUAGCUUCUCUUUUUCCAAUGACAUUUCUUUUUUUGCUUUGACUACUCUGAUUUGCAAUGCUGUGUCAUUUGCUUGUGUGCAUGUCUUUGCCGCUGUCUGUGGUCC